Messenger RNA from Onychostruthus taczanowskii (white-rumped snowfinch), 13358 nucleotides. RefSeq names its product vezatin, adherens junctions transmembrane protein (gene VEZT). The transcript is spliced from 13 exons. The record is from RefSeq and is a predicted model, not a curated record. Gene Ontology annotation, molecular function: myosin binding. Bases 1 to 2598 code for a protein of 865 amino acids. NCBI's taxonomy places the organism in Eukaryota, Metazoa, Chordata, Aves, Passeriformes, Passeridae. Gene Ontology annotation, biological process: cell-cell adhesion. Gene Ontology annotation, cellular component: plasma membrane.
AUGGCCCGCUUCCUAAGAAGCCUGCUCCAGUACCCAGCCACCCCCAAGGGACACAGGUGCAGUUACACUGACAGCUUCUUCUCAUCCUCAUCUCGGAUCAUCCUGGAGGGACAAGCAGAAAGAAACGGGGAGGUGGGCGACAUUCUGUCAGGUGCAUGGCAGCAGUACCAAAGAGAAAAAUGGAAUACGCUCUUCCAGGAGACAAAGAUCGCGCUGUCUAAUUCCCCACUGUACCAAUACCUGCAGGAUUUGGGACACACAGAUUUUGAAGUAUGUUCCUCGGUGUCGCAGAAGGCAGAGCAAUGUGCAGCUGCAGAAAGCCAAAGGGAGCAGACUCUGAGUGCUGCCCAGAAGCAAGGCAUCCUGUCAAAACUAGUUGAGUUUUUUAGAAGCUGGUUUCCUUUUCCACAGUAUAAGAAAAACGAUGACAUACUUCACCGACUGGAUGUUGGAUUUCGAUAUGACACGCUCCGUACCAUCCUGCAACAGGAAGUUCUGCUGCAGGAGGAUGUGGAACUGAUUGAAUUCCUUGACCCCAGUAUCCUGUCUGCAGGGCAGUGUAAGCAACAGGAAAACAGACAGCUUCCAACACUACGCUCCCUAGCAACUCCUAAUAUUUGGGAUGUCUCGCUGUUCCUUGCCUUUGUAAGUGCGCUGCUCGUGUUUCCUUCGUGGUGGAAGGAAUCCUCAUGGCUGCUGUGCGGACCCGUGCUGCUCCUCUAUGCAGCCUCUAGGGCGUGCGGCACGUGGAGGACAGCCAGGCUGCAAAUGUCCCUGCGAAAAUACUCUAUCCAGCUGGAAGAAACAGUGGCCAACAGCCGGGCCUUUACUAAUCUCGUGAGGAAAGCACUACGACUCAUUCAAGAGACUGAAGUGAUUUCCAGAGGAUUUACCCUGGUCAGUGCCGCUUGCCCAUUUAAUAAAGCUGGACAGCAUCCUAGCCAGCACCUGAUCGGCCUGCGCAAAGCCGUGUAUCGAUCCGUCAGAGCCAACUUCCGCGCUGCAAGACUGGCUACUCUGUACAUGCUGAAAAAUUACCCUCUGAACUCGGAGAGUGACAACGUGACCAGCUACAUCUGUGUGGUCCCCUUUAAGGAGCUGGGUCUGGGACUGAGUGAAGAGCAGGUCUCUGAAGAGGAGGCACACAAUCUGACUGAUGGCUUCAGCUUGCCUGCACUCAAGGUCCUCUUUCAGCUGUGGGUAGGGCAGAGUUCAGAAUUUUUCAGGAGGCUGGCGCUGCUGCUGUCCCCGGCCAACGCGUGCCCCGAGCCCUCGGCGUCCCCGGAGCGGCUGCCUCACCACAUCCUGCGCGACGUGAGCCAGGGCCUCCCUCACACGCACGCCGCCUGCCUGGCGGAGCUCAGGAGGAGCUACGAGUUCUACCGCUACUUCGAAACGCAGCACCAGGCGGGCUUGCAGUGGCCAGCCAGGAGCAAGCAGCAGUGCAGGGAGCUGAACAGUCUGCAGACGGCGGUGCGCAGCUUGCAGCUGCAUCUCAAGGCCCUGCUCAAUGAGGUAAUAAUUCUUGAGGAUGAGCUUGAAAAGCUUGUUAGCACUAAGGAGACAUCCGAGUUGACAACAGAAGCCCAUCAGGUUCUGGAACAAAAACUGAAGUUUAUUCAGCCUCAUAUCCAGGCAAGCAACAGCUGCUGGGAAGAAGCCAUUUCUCAGGUGGAAAAAAUGAGUGGAAGAAACCCAAAUAAAAAAGGCAAAAUUGAAGUUUCCUGUGACAACCUACAGCAUACUGCAGUACCUUUAACACAGCCUGCCAUAUACAUAGAAAACAAAGAUCCAAUCCCUGAAGAGCAGGAACUGGAAGCAUAUGUUGAUUAUUCAGAUACAGAUAAUGAAUACAAAAGGGAAGAUUUUUUCUGCUUCUCCCAAGAAGAAAGAGAGAGGCAAGAGCGAGAGAGACAGGAAUCUAAGAGGGUGUUACAAGAAUUGAAAUCUGUACUGGGAUUCAAAGCUUCAGAAAUUGAAAGGCAGAAGUGGAAACAGCUACUAUUCAGUGAACAUGCUGCAGUGAAACCCUUGUCUCCUGUAGAGCCAUUGAAGCUACUAAAUAAUGUGGAAUCACAUAUGAAUUCAGAUACAGAAAAGCAGGACUGCAGCCAAAGUUGUGAUAAAUCUGAAGAAAAAGACUCUAAUCCAGAAGUGAAUGCUGCUGAUAAAAGCAGGACAGAAUAUUUGUACGAAGAUCCUGAGAUGGAGAAAAACAAAGACAGUAUUACAGAUAAAGAUGUUUCUACGGGGGCUGAAGAAAGAAUGUAUUAUCAGUGUGAAGGGAAUGCUGAAGAGCUCAAGCCAAGCAGUGUGGACGGAGUAGAGGCUUCACAGCCUCCCUCUAAGGAUGCAUUACAUUCAAAAAUCAAGGAUAGGCUGGCCCAGCUCCACAUAUCAACAGAUUUUAACUUCACAUCUGGUCUGGCUGCACAAGUUGCUGCCAGGUCUUUCACUUUUACUACAAUGCAGGAAGAGACUUUUGGAGAUGAUGGGGAGGAGGAGGAGGAGGAAGAAGAAAAGACACAGGAGAAUGAAGACCUUGUGGAGAACUGUGAAAAUGAAGAGAGAGGCUCUGAAAGUGAAGGAAAAGUAUAAGUCUGAGCUGAACUUUAUUAAACUAACAGCAGGCAGUUUGAUGAAAAAGAACUAAGGUGGGGGGUUGAAGGUGAAAAUACUGGAUGGAAAAAAAAGGAGAACUAAAUAUAAUACAUCAUGUUCCCUAAGACUGAUACACUAAAUAGGACUUCUAAGUAUAUUGAAAAUUUGCAGGUAAGAGAAGUUUGGGCUGCAUCCAAGAAAUAGAUGGCUGUCCCUUUUUAAGAUCCUAGUGACAGGGGUUGGAAUUUACCUUUGUGUUUUCUGUUUUAUUUAUUUAUAUUAUGACAUAUUGUAGUUUUUUGUUUCUAAAAAAAAGGAAAAACAAUGUUUUCAUUUACAACAGACUCCAUUUUUUUGCUCUCUGAUUCUUUUGUCAUGGUAUCAAUGUUUGUUCCAACAAAAACAGCCAGGACAUUUCUUUUGGAAGAACCUGAACUGUUCCCUGUGGUCUUCCCCCACCACUUUUGUUUCACUUCUUGUGUCUGCAGUGUGUUGGCUAAGCCAUGAUAGGUAUUUGUGAUUCUGCAACUAGUGAUGUGGCACCCAGCUAAAAUGUAGAAUUUUAAAUAAAAACUUGAAAGAGCUAGUAUUUCAUGUGUCCUGGGGUAUGGGGCUGAAAUAGUAUAAAGUUAGUCAUGCUACAUAUUAAGGUUUAUUUAGAAUUUUAUGAAGGGUUAAUAAAUGAUGUCCAUAAAUUGUAAUUCAUGUUAGAGAAAUAUGUUUUAAGUAAAUUUUAGGGAAGGUUAUAAGCACACCAGUGGAAAGUACUAUAGAUAGCUAGAAGCUAUCUGUUGGAUUGACAGAGGUGAGAAGUAAACACCUAUUUAUUAAGCCAGCUAUUAAUUGUUUGUUAACCUUUUGUAAACUGAACCUUAAUGUAAUUGUUUGAUUUGAUAAAAUGACCGAUUGUACAUUUUUGCUUAUGUCCUGAAGUAAUUUUCUUAAAGGAAAGAGAGCUUAACAACAUGCAGUGUCUUGUUUGAACACCAUACUUGCUUCUCUCUAAUGUUCUUUCACUUUUCCUGAGAUCACAACUUUAACCUGUGGGAUUAAGAAUCCAUGAGAGAAUUACAGUUGUGUAUUUUUUUUAUUUUAAGUUAGUUAACUGAUGAUGAAGUCUGGAUGUUUGGUAUGAGGUUAUGCCAGUUGCUUUUUUCUCUGUAGUGGUGUUAGAAGGAGCAGGAAACUGAUGCUCACAGAGGAGCUGGUUAAUGGUUUCAUUACCCUCUCUUCCUUUUACUCUCUGACACAAAAUGAAGCAAAGCUCCCAUGUCUCUAAUGGCGAGAGCACCACUUCUUUGUGUGGAAUACUCUGCUUGGACCCAGAUACACUUCCAGGACAAAACACUGCAUCAGUUACUUAGAGUAUUUAUGGCGUUUUGCAGAUUCUAUAGAGUAAAAGGCUUUUUAAAUGCUGGUGGUGCAGAGCAAUAUCUUUCCUAGGAUGGCAUCAUGGAGAGCGGGGAAGGUAACACCGGUCAGCAGGUUAGGGUGGAACUCUUGACAGUAUGUCAGAAAACAAGUGUUUUCUUUCAACACCCUGGCCUGUAUUAGUGAUUUUGCAUGAACACUGUGAAAUAUGUGGACUUUUUCACGGAUGGUAAAGAGGGAAAUUGAUAGAGAAGGGAGUAUGACUUACAGUGUUCUUUCACUGUAUAAUGCCUGUCUUCUCCCUCACACACAGGUUCUGGGAAGAGAACGUGUUGCUGUUUUUCAUUGACCAGUAACACUGUGUUCUGUGUCCUUUAUUUUGUGCAAGUGACUGGAAGCUGAGUGGUUACUGUCUUAAGGAGGUUGUAGAAAAAAAAAAAGAUGAUUUUCAUAGUGAAUUCAGAAGAUAAGCCUCCUCUUAGUGGUAGAGUAUAUUCUUCUAUAACUAAAGAUUAGGCUAAGAUGAUGAAACACUUUUAUUUUCUCUGUGGUAAGCAAUUUUUUUUACCAAGUCUAGAACAGCUGCUUUGGAUAGAUUGUGUUUGAAGCAUUGUCCAUGCUUCUGAAGAAGUCUUCCUCAUUCUUGACUUGAGAUCCUCACAAAGUGCCCAGAUAUUUUUUGUUCCUAGCUGAUUGUUCUGACAGCCUAAAUGUAUCUUCCAUCAGUAUUUUUCCAUGAAUUCAUCCACCAUCAUCUGAUGUUGUGUAUCCCAGAAAGGUACUCCUGACCUUUUUCUAUGGGAUCCAAAUCAUAGUUUACAAUAUGUAUGGCUAUGACACCAACCUGGAAAAAUAAUCAGAUUUAGGAUAUUAAUUAUCACUGUGCUCACAGUUUCAGAUGAAGUCAGUAGUUGCAUUGGUACUGGAAUCAGUGACAGAUCUCACAUUUAUAAAAGCUGCUAUCUCUAUUCCUUUGCUGUAGUUCUUAGUAAAAAUCCUGGAGGAUCUACUUUGGUGGCUCUCUUAGGGUCCAGUUUUACUAUAUGCUGGUCUUGGUAGUGAAACUGGCCUAAAAAGCCCCAUCCAUCAUGAGUUGUUCAUUUUCAUCCAGAAGAUGUGUCAACACGGGGUUUUGUGUCCAUGUUAUAAACAAGUCCAUGAGUCCACCCAGGUGAAAAAUUCACCCUUUUUAGGCUUUUUUGAUUUUCACCAUUCUUAUUGCAGUGAUGCAGUAACAGCAGUUAUCUCAAAACAGCUGUAUUAGCACGUGUUGCUGGCCUGAGACUCAGGAUUGCCCACAUUUACAUUAUUGGCAAAGAUGGUGUAGUGUGAAAUUACAGCCUUGACAUUAGACAUGGCUAUGAUCAAACAACGACUUUUUGGAGGAAGUCUUGAUCCUACUUUGAACAAAUAGAUUUUCUACAAGCAAUUUAACUGAUUUCCACGGUCUUAGAAGUUGCCCAUAUGAACACCUGGACUCACUUGUUUUCUCUGCCUCUCAUCACCUCUGUAUAAAAUAGCUGUCAGGUCAUUUAUUUUGAUCUAUUUAAUAUUCUCCCUGAAGAAAAAUACUGCUAACAGUGUACAGCGCACAAAGCCUGACUUCUCUUGAUUUGAUAACCAGGUUCCAUCUAUGUAUGUCAUACACUCUGUUAUGAUCCAGAUUUCCUCAUAAUUAUGUCAUUUGAAAUGACUGUAUAUACAUGCUGUAGGUUUCUUCACGAACCUGACAGAUUUCUUUGCAUAAUUUAUUGCUGCCUUUAAAAUAAUGUUUAUGAACACACUGAAGUGUGCAUUAGCUCUAAUGAGUUGUCUUAAUAUAUUGAGCAUGUCAAGGUCUGAGUUCAGUUCUGUGUUCUUUGGCUCAUUACCUGAGAUAGGGAUUUUUGUGAAAACAGAACAUUUGCUUCUUAGAGCUUUGUAACUUUUUGAAACAUUUAGUAGGAAGUCCAUACUAAAUUAUGGGUUAUGACAAAGAAUAUCAGCAGCCAAAAUCCUUUGUGAAGAGCAGAGCUAACAAUAAAUGCUUUUUCCCUAUCCCAUUUCCAAUUAGUAGUUCUGUGAAGUAAAGAAACAAGUCAUUAUAUAGGGUUAAAUAAUUUCUUCUCCUUCUACCUGGAAAGCACUCCAAAGACAAUAUUUGCUUCUUGGUUUGGAUUGCAGUUUAACACUACAUCUUUUUAUAUCACUUCAUUUUACAGCUAAAGAUCUAGGUAAAAGCUUAAAUCUAGGCAAAGAUCUGUGAUAAGUAGGUAACUUGUCCCUUUUGUUAAGUGUAUGUAUUCAUGACAGAAAUUAAAUGGUUGUGUCAUGGAAGCAAAUGUAGAGAGUUACAGGUAAUAGAGCAUCUUCCAAAUGCAGUUAAAUGUGCCUCUGUCAACUACAGGCAAGAUUUGCAAAUGUGAAGGUUUCUGCCAUCAGUCAUAGAAAUGAGACAGUUUUACUCCCAGCAGAGGAUUGCUGGACAUCACUGAAUCUUGCCCUUAGAUUUUUAAAUGCAAGAUGGAAUCUGGUAGAGUAGCCAGUUUUACUGAGAUUUCAGACUUUGUCCUGAGCACACCUGUCUCCAUGUGACUGUUACAAUAUUGGAAACUUUAUGUUUUUUCAGAAGUGCAAAAUUUGCAACUUUCUCAUUAAUUUAUAUGGUGGACUAUGUGGAGUUGUUUGUGCACACUGAAUUCUGUAAUCUUGUAGAUUAUCCCUUUCUUCUUUUUUUCCUUUUUUUUUUAAGAAACAAGAGGACAAGUACACCUAAACUGCCCUUGACCUUUAAACUGUUUUGUGAAGGGCCGCUGUAGCUGGGCAAGUGGCUUGCUCCGAGGGCUAAUUGCUUUUUAGAAUUAACAGGUUUCAUACUAUCUCACCUGAGCAGAGUGUGAGAAUGGCACUUGGUCAGUGUAAAGGGCCAGGCUGCUUUGGGAUCUUGUCUGUGACAGGGACUAAACAGAUGCUGAGGGAAGACUAUUGUGUGGUGAUACUUCUCCAGGCUAUUCCUCAGCAAUUUGUGGCUCAGGGACUUCUUGACCCAGUAGUGGUGGAUGUCAGCUUAACAGGUUCUGAUGGAAUCCUUCUCCAUAGAUUUGCUCAGCCUCAUGUUUGAUUCCUAGUUCCAGUGCCAGUAUGUGAUCAUCUUUACGUCACCAUUACUGUCUUGUACACACGAGAAGAUUUCUCAAUAAACUUCUUUGGUGUUCUACUUUUCUCAGUCCUUCUGCAGAAGUUACGUUUUCUGCCUUUUGUUUGCUUUCCUCACAAAUCUCUCCAGUUCUGGAUGUAUAAUGACCAAAGUGUGGUGCAGUACUCCAGACUAACCUCAGCGGUACAGAGUAAUAAUCACCUCCCAUAAAACACCAAACCAUUCAAAUAUAUUUGAGUCCAUAUAGAAAGAAAAAUCCUUUUAGAUCUUUUAGCCGUAGCUGUUAGGAUGGAAAAUGAAAAUGUUUGGUCUGAUGGAGGAGAAAUAUUUAUUCACUGUCAGCGGGAUUUGGCUGGACAAUGUUUUUCUUUGCUAACAAAACAAAAAGUUGUUAAAACAAAAUGAUCUCCCAACAUCUGCCACCUGGUCUAACACAAACUAAAGAUGCCAAACAACACUUGUUUAAAUUUCAAUUUGACUUUUCAGAGCUUUUUUUGUCUCUGAUGCAAAAUAUUUUAUCACACAAGAAACACGGCAGUGGACAUAUGAAUAUCAGAGAUCAAACAAAAGGCCUCUCAACCAAAGGCUAAUUUUUAAAAUGCUUGGUGGUGUGCUUUAUUCAUUUUCUCAUUAUAUUUAAUUCCCUCCUGUAUAUGUGUUUAUUUUGCCACCUGGGAUUUUAAGUGCUGAAAGAUACAUUUGAUUUAUUCGACUUGGAAAUUUGUGCAGAAAUGAGAUAAGAGGUAAUGGUAGUGUGUGGUAAGACACAGUCAUAGCAAGGGGUGAAAUCUACCUCCCAUGAACUUUCCUUUCUAGGUGGAUAAAGCAAUGUGGCUUGAGCUGCAGCUGGAUAUGAAACUGUUCUUGAUGUGCUGCCUUCCCUUUCACACUGCUGUGGCUCGAGUUAUUGGCAGCUUAUCAGAACAGAACUUGGCUCAACAGGGUGUUAGCCCACUUUCUGUAUCGAUCACAGGAUUCUGAAAAAGCGACUACAAUUUAGUAGACAAGGAAAAGGUUUCUCUGUUACAAAGUGGCUUAUUGUAAAAGGGUUGAAUGGGACCAAAACUUGAAUAUUUUCAUGUGAUCAGCAUAUUUUGACCCUUGUACCUUCUCAGCUUUAAGUCUUAAAGGCCUCGUGGACCUUCGGUUUAAAGUUUGCUUUAGAGGAUGAAGUUCUAUGACAGUUUAAAUCACUUCAUGGCCAUGAAAUCCCAGUCCCUCAUCUAGGCUGGCUUUUGUAAGCACUCUGUGAUCUAGGAUAUGGGUAGGACUGGAAGUGCAUCAGUGCUUUAACUUGCAGCUGGCUUCCUCAGUCCUGAUGAAGAUGAUGCCAAUCAUUGUUUUCCUCACUAAUUUUUUUUUCUUUUUAUUCUAGAGGCGUAGGCUGCCCUAAGACCAUUUGUGUCUUAUUCCCCAAAGUUUCUAGGAACUGUUUAUGAUACUGCCAGUAAAACUGAAAUUAUUGUGCAUGUUUUUUCCUACUUACUCAUUUCACCCUUCUGGACCCUUUGACACCCAUGGUCUUCUCCUUUUACCACCACUCAGAUUCAGAUUUUAAAAUAGCACACAAAUUCUUUUUACAUGUAUUUGUAACAGAAAUAACUAAAUCUAGAGUUGUGUACUGACUUUCUCACUUGAGAACUGAAACAGACAGCAGGCACCAUAAUGGGGAGCAUACAGUCAAAACAGAAAUAAUGUAUAGCAGCUCAAAUUUAUACCACACUCUUGGUGUAUAUUGACUCUUAUAAGUAAUUCUGGCUUACUGAAAAACAUUUUAAAGUUGCAUUUUAAAAAUAACUGCAAUUAUAUAACAAUGUCCCAAAAUAAGCGUCAUAAGUUGGCUUGAUUUGUGCUCAAAUCUUAAUAUUUAAAGAUUGCUUCCUGACCUUCCAGCUGCAUGGAUGAGAAGUGAAAAUAAUCUCAGAUUUCCAAAAGAGAGAGUGACCAAUCCUUUCCGUUAUUUUGUGCUAUUAAAGAAAGGUCCAUUCCUAAACAAACAAAAAGAAAAAUGUCACUGCUUAAUAUCUUCAAUAGUCAUUACUGACAGAGAAUCAUGCAUUUGAUCUCAAUAGAAGCACCAUAAAUGCAGGCUAUUUAUAAUGUUUGAUAUCUGUGUUUCGAUAAUAAUAAUAAUAGGCUUUAACUGUAUUAUGGGAUGAAAGCCAGAAAUGUACAAACUGUCCGGUAAAUCUUUCAUCCAAAGGCACAGCUGGGGAAAUUUAAACAAGUUCGUGUUGGCUGUUCCUGCACUGCUCAGUAUGACGUUGCAGUCCAAGCUUUUCAUGUCCCAGUGUGGAUGUUCACGGGUGGUCUGCAGGCACCUGUGUGCUUGAGCUCUGCAAAGCUUGCAGUGAUCACAAAACAGAGCUGAGAGAAACCUAAAUAGGAACAGGAUGCUUCACAAGCAUUUUGGAUUUAUUGUCUGUCUUCCUCUGUUGCAGCAUCCCUGUCAUAUGCAAUCCCACUCGUGAACUUUUUCCUUCCCACUUUCACAGGCCACACAAACCAACUGGGGAGGAUUUUAUAGUUUAUUUCUCACCUAUGGGACUAUCUGUAAUGCACCAGGUAAGUUAUCCACAACUUAAACAUUAGUGACCAAACUGUAAAAGAUGGGGCCUGGAGAAGCUCUUCUGGUUUGACCACUUCUGCAAAGGGUUCUCCUGAGGUGGGAGACCACAGGAGUGCUGAGCUACGUGCAAUGACUCUGCAGGUGUCUUUCAAAGCUCCAGUUUUUACUGAGUCUGUCCUUUUCUCUGAUUCUCUCUCUUCCCUCUUAGCUGCCUUCAGCUCUUCUCCAGUAUUCUCUUGCCAACUGCUGUGGAAUUUGGCCACUUUUUUCCUUCGGUUCUGAGGCCUUUGUCUAAACUUUAUGAAAUUAUAGGCUAGAGGGAAUCCACACCAAGGUGCUGCUGUGCAUUCUCAGUCAUAAACUCAUAAACAGAAGGGUUCUUAGGGCUGGUACAAUGUCUUUCCUGACAUUCCUUCCAGGAAGCUCUGACCUACAUUUCAACCUGGCAUCCUAUUUCUUCCUGGACUUCAGAAUAUUCACUCCCAGGAAUUUCCUUCCCUCCUUAAUGAUUGUAAGAUGCUAAUGCCUCCUCAGCCAGACUGACCCUCAAACACAUGUUCCUCAUUACAUGAGCCUUACUUUUUCUUUCCCACAGGAGGGUGGCACAGUUAUGGCUGAGUCUGCCUUCUCCUAAACAAGUUUGCUGCUUUUAGCAGUAGGGGCUGAACACGUAUUGUCCAGCUGCUAUGUCAAUGUGCUUUAGCUCCCCAGCUGCCUGAUCUUGAGCUCAGGAAGCACUGGGAUCUAGCAGUUGUGCUUAAGCCUUUCCCACUGGUAAAGAGCAUGUGUUUUCAAAAUACAAGUAUUACUAAAUCUCCCUGAAUUGAACCAUUUUGAACUUUUAUUGGGAGCAUAAACAAAUUAUUUCUUAAUUUAAGGGGUUUGAAUAAGCCUUAUAAAUAUAUGUGUGUGUGUGUGUGUGUGUAUACAUACAUACAGAUGUAGAUAUAUAUAUAUACACACACACAUAUAUAUAUACACAUAUAUACAUAUAUACACACAUGCACACCCCUUCAUUAUGUAAAUGUGUAUUGCCAUAUAUCCCAUUGCAAGGCUUGUCUAGCAAAGAGUUUGUAUUUUUUUCAUAGCAAACUAUCCAGUUACUUACUUGAAAGGUAAACAAAAACUUAAUUCUUGUUAUCCAAAGGCAAAAGAAUUGUAUUCUACCAAGCAAACUGUGGAAGUAUUUCAAACCUGAUUUUACAUCUUUUAUAGAAAAGCUGCUUCAUUUUGUUUUCACUUAUCAAGUCUUUGCACCUGAGCUGCUGUGAGUGUCUGUAUGGCCAUUUGCCCUGUCUUAAACAUGUAAACAAUACAUGUUCCUCAACAUCUCCUACCUGCUAAGUCUUAACAUUUCCCAAAACAGGGCCUAAAGGCAGCAUAGACUGCCAAGGAACCACAGGGAAGGGAAAGAAAAUAAUCUUGAUAAGCUGCUGCUUAAUUGGCUAAUAAAUGAGAGCUAAAAUGUAAGAGGAAAUGUUCAAAAGAACAAACUGCAGCAAGAGACUUCUGGCAGGGCUACAGAGGGAAAUCACAUGAUACAUUCUGAAGUUUGCAGACACUGGGAAGGAUCCACAGUUUCUUGUCCAUGUGGAGACAGGAAACGCUCACCAGACUUGUAGUCUUCAGCAGCUUUUUUUAAAAAAGCCUCUAUUUUAUCUGUUUUGUUUCCACAGAAAGACUUGCUGCUUUCUGUACUGUGUGCUCAAGCUGUGUGUAAUCAAUCUCUGCAUCUCUUCCUUUAAGUUCUGUGUGAAGUCAGUCUCCUUCCUUCCACUGCACUGAAAACCUGUGUGUUUUGGCUCUGGAGUCUCCCCUGCACCCGCCCUGCCCGUUGCUGAUGCUGCUUUAAACGGGGUUCAUUCGAUCAGCCUCAAGGAGGUUUAGAUCAGCAGCUCCUUAAAGCAGCUAUGAAGCCUGGGGGCUGGCUGUGCUAGGGCUCCAAGAACUCCAGUUCUGGGUUGGAUGUAGGCAGUAGCAGGAAGACAUUCCUGGAUGCUGACCUUUUCUUGUGAUAGGGUUUCCUGCCUAUGAUAUUUUCCCAAAUUAUUUUGUUUCUCUUUUUUCUCUUUUUUGUACUUGCAUUUAUCUUCAUUCUUAUUCCCAUGGAUACACAGAACCUGAAGUCUUCUUUACAUAUUUGUUCGUGUACAUCACUAGGAUUAUUUUUAGGCCAUUUUAAAAUUUGUGCCUGGGUUUCCCCAGUUUCAGAAGUAGCUUUACCUCAACUAUAAUGCUAUAACCACUUUUAAAGACUUUUUGGUUGCUAUUAUUUCUUCAGCAUCUGUAAUAAAAUUCUGCCUCACUAAUGCCUGUAUCAUUUUUCUCUUUAUCCUGUAUCCCUGACAGUUGCUUAGGUGGAGUGGAUGUGGCUUAUCCAUCCUCCAAUUAGUAAUGAUUGAAUGGAAUGCUUAUACAGGGAUGCAAAAAUGCUGUAUGAGCACUUUGCUUGAUUUUUUAUACAGAAUUUUAUUUAUAAUUCCACUUUCAUCCUGAAGAUGGAAUUAAUUUUAAGCAAUCCUGGCAAUGGUUUCUGCAGUAUUUUGUGCUGACUCCUUGGUACAAGCACUUUAGUAAUGAGCACUUGUUACUCUCUUCUGAGUAAGUGAUGAACUGAAGAAAGAAUGUUUUUCUGUGUGUCGUGUGCUUCUCGUUGUACCUUCCCCUCAUCCUUCAGAGACCUCUGUGCUGUGGCAACUGUUGCUAAAACUCCUUUUAGCAUCACCCAAAUGCCUGUGUAGGUGGGGCUUUAGAAAGAAACUAAUGUGUCAGUUGAGGACACUGGGAGCAGGUCGAUCUUUAAUCCAGGAAUGCGGCUUAGGUGCUCUGCAGGAGAUAUAUUCUACUUGUGUGUGCUCCAAAAGAGCAGCAACAGGACAAAGUCACUCCUUUUAUCUGGAGCUUUUUCAUUCCCUGGUAAUGUUUAGACUUUUGUAUCAGAACUUUUCAAAGGCUGUGUUCUGUUGCUGUUAGGAGUUGUGGCUGAUGCACACCUCUCCCUGUAAACAUUCCCUGAUUUGGUUUUAGGGUUAGCAGCUACUGACCACUCUUCCCACUUAGGUAUGACCCACUCUCACCUAAUUCACAUCCCCAGGAAGGCCAGCUUAAAAGGUUACUGGGAAGAAGGGAAAUAAUUUGAUAAUGAAAGGCAAGAGGUGAGGCAGGAAUAUUUUUUCUUUUAUUUUGACUCUUGCUUCCAAAUUGGUGCAUAAUUUGUUGUGCAAAAGGUCUUGCUUACUGUUUGCUGUUUUCAGGUUUGUGUGUUUGUUUUCAUAUGGAACAGUGAACAGAUCAAAUUGCUGCUGUUAGAAGGAGAUGUCUGUAAAGGAAAGUAAAGGAACAUCCAUAAUGUUUUCCUUUACUUGGAGACUUCUUGAAUGCUAAUUGCCUGUGUGUAUACUUCAUAAUGUACCAUAUGCAAAUAUUCUUCAGGAAUUGAUACUACCACUUCAGUCAAUAUUUUCUAUGUUAGAACUGUAUGUUUCCUAUACUGCCAAGAAUGUAUAUAUAUCUAUGAAGACUUAAGAUUGUAUCUUUUUGAGCAAGCCUCUUUCUUCAGCCAUCUGAAACUUUCUUCCUGUUUCUCAAGUUUUCUGCUAAUUUAUUAGACUCUUGUGUUAUAUUGUGUACUUUUUGUAUCAGUUGUAUCGCUGUAUUUCUUCUUUCUCUCAUUAAAACCUG